CACACAGGCGGAUAGUUGUACAACUAAAUGGAACUGACGUCAGCGGACCCCAAAAGGCAGCGAAUUCAAAAAUUCAAAACAAACCCUAGAUUGUUGUUUUAACAUGCAAGUGUUUACGCUGAGCUAGCUGGCUGUUGCGGACGCGACCCAACUAAUCGAUUAGAUUUACGGCCCUCAAUAACAAUGGACGCGGAUGAGAAGCAGGACUCCGGUGGAAAUAAGUCGUUGGAAAUCGCGAGGGCUCCUUCCAUCGAGGAUUUCAUCGUUUUGAAGCCCAUCAGCCGCGGUGCCUUUGGCAAAGUCUACCUCGCACGGAAGAAGUGCAAUGAGCAAUUAUACGCCAUCAAGGUGAUGAAGAAAGCCGACAUGGUUGACAAAAACAUGACCGGUCAGAUGAAGGCAGAGAGAGACGCCCUCGCUUUGAGCAAAAGCCCCUUUGUGGUUCACCUGUUUUACUCCCUGCAGACUGCAACCAAGAUCUAUCUGUUAAUGGAAUACCUCAUUGGUGGAGAUGUCAAAUCUCUGCUUCACAUCUAUGGCUAUUUCGACCAGGACAUGUCUGUAAAAUAUAUUUCCGAGGUUGCACUGGCUUUGGACUACCUCCACCGCCACGGUAUAAUCCACAGGGACUUGAAGCCAGAUAACAUGCUUAUAUCCAACAAAGGUCACAUCAAACUGACAGACUUUGGCCUCUCUAAAGUCAAGCUUGACCAUGAGCUCAGUCUUGUGGAUAUCCUCACUACUCCAUCUUUGGCGAAACCCAGACAAGAUUACUCCCGCACACCGGGUCAAGUCCUCUCCCUAAUCAGCACCAUUGGAUUUAAUUCACCUACAGGAGAAAGCAAGCGUCACAGCAGCGCAUCCGCUGUGUCCAGUCCCAUGUCCUGUGGCAAAAUAAAACCGAGGAGUAGCUCUUUCGCUUCUCCUAUGAUGAAGAAAAAAGAUAGUCCGUACUCUCCGCUUCCUUGGAAAACCGGACCCAAAAACAUGAUGUUCAGCCCUCACUGCCUGGCUAAGAAUCUGACCCCCUCACUGCUGAAGACCAGGAAGAGGUUUGAGACGAUGAGUGCAGGGAGCACCGACACCGAAUGCGGCAUCAGUCCACUGUGGGAGUGCGAGGAGAAAGAAAACGAACAUGCUAAUGAACAAAAGGGGAGACGACAUUCUGAGUCCAGGUGGCCUGAGCAGGAGUCCGCAAAGAUGGCCGCCUUUGGCUUCUCUGACAGGGCCGCCGGCGCUCUGUCAGAAGACCACCGCGCGGGAAAGAGGCCUCCCGCAAACCAGCUGGAGCCGCUUUCCACAUCUCCGGACGUGGUUGGUCUCUCGGCCUCGUCGUUGAAGAGAAAAUUCUGUGAGGUCGAGAGAAGCCCCGAGCCGCGGGACAGCCAAGCCAAGAAGAGCAACGAGGCCUACAAGAGGUGCUGCGCGGUCCCAGAGGAGACGGCGAGGUCCCACACCGGCCUGACUGGAACGUUCUGCACCAUCCGGAUAGACGACUUCCUGGCCUCCUCGAAGGGGAUCGGGAUCCCGAAGCGCUCCAGCCCCAUCGCCUGCACCAAGAGCCUUUUCGGCGAGCUGGAGGAGCCGCCGCAGGACGUGUUCGACGACGGCGCCAAAGACCUGUCCGGCUUAGGCUCCACGUCGCCACUCGACGGGAACCGCGACAUUUGCAGGAGCUUGAGCCUCGACUCUGACGGCUCGGUGCACGAAACGUCUCUCACCAUCGACAGCCGCGCCCCUUUCGGGUCGCGCAAGCGUUCCAAAGGGAACAACUCCGCCGCGGCGGAGCCCGAGGGGAAUAACAACUCGUUCAUCACCGGGUCGCUCCCACAAACUCCGUCCCAAACACCCAAACCGGGUAACUUUGGCCGGCGGGGAUCUCAGUGCUCCGCUCUGAACCUGCACGAUGACUUCGCCGGGGUCGGACAGUCGCCCUCGUUCCUCAAGCCGCGUAACAUCGUGGCCUUCCGAAGCUACUGCAGCUCCAUCAACCGCUCCAACGCGUCCGGCGUGUCCCGGUUCAGCGUCGGCUCCAUCGAGGCCAUGGACUUCUCCAACGCGGCCUCCCACCACUCCGCCUCCGGCAUCGUGACGCCGGUGCAGAGAAGGCUGCGAUCCAACGGCUCAAGCUAUCAGACUCCUCAGCCCAUGUCGACCUCUCACACCCCCUUCAGGACCCCAAAGAGCGUCAGGAGGGGCGCGCUGCCCGUCGAAGGCGCACAAAUCUUAGGAACUCCGGACUAUUUGGCUCCGGAGCUUCUCUUGGGAAAACCGCACGGAAGUUGCCCGCGCGACUGCAUGGUGGAUUGGUGGGCGCUUGGUGUGUGUCUUUUUGAGUUCCUCACAGGCGUGCCGCCGUUCAACGACGAGACCCCUCAGCUGGUCUUUCACAAUAUUCUCAACAAAGAUAUUCCCUGGCCCGAGGAAGAGGAGGAACUGUGUGUGAACUCAAGAAAUGCGAUUGAAAUUCUUCUGACCGUAGACACGAGAAAACGAGCUGGUCUGAAGGAACUCAAGUGCCACCCCCUGUUCGAGGGCUUGGACUGGGACGACCUGCAGAACCAGCCGAUGCCUUUCAUUCCUCAGCCAGAGGACGAAACCGACACUUCGUACUUUGACGCGAGAAACAGCGCUCAGCACAUCGACGUGUCCGGCUUCAGUCUGUAGAGUCGCUCCCUUUAACAGUUUUAUUCAACUUUUGUCCGCUGGACACACGUAACAAUUCAGAAAUCCCCCAUAAUGGAUUCUGAUUUGUUUCUCUUUUUAGGGUUGUAACAUUCUUGUUUUUUUAAAACAUUUUACCUGCGCAAACGAAACUAAAUGUCUGCUCAUUUAGUUACGAGCUGCAGAAAGUAAGCUUGUUUUAAAUCUCUGUAUCACAGUUGUUCUAAAAGUAGGUUCUUAUUCUAGCAGGAUAGUAUUUGCUACUGCGUUACCUUCCUAAUAGGCUUUGAUUUCCUUUUCCUGUAUUGAUUAAAUGUAAGAUAACUGUAUAUGUUGAUGAAGGGUUGUGUUGAUGACUAGGUGGGCGGGUCCCCUGAAUUUCUCUUUAAGGGUGCUGAAGAAAAACAUGGUAAUAUAUUCAUGAUAAUCUAUUUUAUAUGUAAAUCUUGUCCUUGGUUUUAGAGUACUUUGUGUUUUUUUGCUGCUUUUAUGUCACGUGUUUGUCAUUUUGAUGUGUCCGUUUUCCACACAAGUUUUUUAGACGAACAAUCUUGUUCGCUCUAAGAAAAAGGUGAAAUACAAAUAAAAUAUUGUUUGUAACAUGAUCUCCAUUGUACCAGAUGUAAAGGUCUAAAGUGUUCAUUAAAAGCCCUUAAAGUAUAUUAA
Molecule: messenger RNA, 3330 nt
Organism: Gasterosteus aculeatus aculeatus (three-spined stickleback)
Lineage: Eukaryota; Metazoa; Chordata; Actinopteri; Perciformes; Gasterosteidae
Gene: mastl
Product: microtubule associated serine/threonine kinase-like
Biological process (GO): intracellular signal transduction; peptidyl-serine phosphorylation
Cellular component (GO): nucleus
Molecular function (GO): ATP binding; protein serine/threonine kinase activity
Source: RefSeq, a predicted model, not a curated record